AGUAAUGACGCUUUGUAAGUUAAUAAUUAAUGCAGAUAUAGAUACUUUUUAUUUGUGUAUAGUUCAAAGAAAACUGUAUAAAAAAUAUUAACACAAAACCAAUACCUUAUUGUUUUUAGAAAUGAAGAAAUAAUACUUUUAUUUCAUUUAAGCUGUAUAAAAUUAGCAUGCUUUUAAUUACUUUGUUAAAUUGCUACUUUAGGAAGUUUGUAAUAUGAUUAGGUUUUCUUCAGAAUAUCAUUAUUUUUACAAUAAAUAAUGUUAGUUUGUGAAUUAUUAGGCCAAUGUUUUGGAAAAUAUAGUAAUAAAAAUUCUUAGGCUUUUGUCUAAGUCAGCAAGUCUCAAUUUCUUGUAAGUUAGGGUGCACAACACGUGAUGUUCGAACUCCAGUUUAAAAAAAAAACUAGAGACUGUAAGAAGGCAUAAGUCUUAUGUCUGUGUCAUGUUAUUUGUGUAUUUAUUGUGAAUUUAUUUAAUUGAUUCAUGUGCUAUAUGACAUUUAGCUUUUACCUCUUAUUGAUUUGUGUGUCCACAGUGAUAUUAUGAUACGAAUUAAAUAACUGUACACUUCAAAUUUAAAAUAAUUCGAUGCAUGAAUACUCAUGCAUACUCUGCAAUGAGUCAUUAUGGCAGUACUACAGCCCCUUGUUCGUGACAUGGAAGAUUGGAAAAGAUAUGCGCCUUAGAGGUUGUAUAGGUACAUUUAACGCUAUGCAGUUACAUACAGGAUUAAGAGAAUAUGCUACUACAAGUGCUUUUAAAGAUUCUCGAUUUAAUCCAAUAACAAGAGAUGAAUUUUCCAAAUUGCACGUUAGUGUUUCAAUUUUACGAAAUUUUGAAGAUGGCAUAGAUUACUUAGAUUGGACUAUUGGUCUUCAUGGAAUAAGAAUAGAAUUUCACAAUGAAAAAGGCAGUAAAAGAACUGCAACUUAUUUACCGGCUGUUGCAACUGAACAAGGUUGGGACCAAAUUCAAACAAUUGAUUCAUUAUUGCACAAAGGAGGCUAUAAAGGAUUGAUAACACCCGAUGUUCGACGAAGUGUGAAACUUACCAGAUAUCAAAGUGAAGAAAUUACUGUUAGUUAUCAAGAUUAUAUGAAAAAUUGGUAUAAUCUGCGCUGCUAACACUUGAUCAAGGAGUCCAAAAUUUUUAUAAUAAUACAUUUCGUAUUCUUACUUUUAUUCUUGUCUUUUGACUGUGUCUAAACUAAAAUCUAAGUCUAACUAAAAUCUUUAUUUUAACUAAUAAUUAAUUAUUAGUUAAAAUAAAGAUUUUAGUUAUCAAGAUUAUAUGAAUAAUUGGUAUAAUCUGCGCUGCUAACACUUGAUGAAGGAUUCCACAAUUUUUAUAAUAAUACAUUUCGUAUUCUUACUUUUAUUCUUAUGUCUUUUGACUGUGUUUAAUUAUUAAUUAAAAUAAAGAUUUUGUUUUAAGAUUCUAA
Messenger RNA from Nasonia vitripennis (jewel wasp), 1442 nucleotides. RefSeq names its product Alport syndrome, mental retardation, midface hypoplasia and elliptocytosis chromosomal region gene 1 (gene Ammecr1). The transcript has 4 exons. Lineage: Eukaryota; Metazoa; Arthropoda; Insecta; Hymenoptera; Pteromalidae. The record is from RefSeq and is a predicted model, not a curated record. The coding region runs from base 589 to 1125 and encodes 178 amino acids.